CGCCUUUCCCGGAAGGCAGGGAGGCGGUGCCCGCCUCCGGGAGGCGGCCUAGGCGAUGGCGGCCGGACGGCCGGAGCUCUCGGAGUACCCCUGAGAAACGCGCUACCGGAGAGGAUGGCGUCGCUCGGGCAGGCCGGCGCGGGGGAUCAGGCGGCGGAGGCUGAGGCAGAGCCGAGUCCCGCGGCGGGACCGCCGCCGCCCCGCUCGCCGUCCCCUUUGGGGCCCCCGAUGCCCCUGCAGCGGGAGCCGCUGUACAACUGGCAGGCGACCAAGGCGUCGCUGAAGGAGCGCUUCGCCUUCCUCUUCAACUCGGAGCUGCUGAGCGAUGUGCGCUUCGUGCUGGGCAAGGGCCGCGGCGGGGCGGCCGCCGGGGGCCCGCAGCGCAUCCCCGCCCACCGCUUCGUGCUGGCGGCGGGCAGCGCCGUCUUCGACGCCAUGUUCAACGGCGGCAUGGCCACCACGUCGGCGGAGAUCGAACUGCCGGACGUGGAGCCCGCCGCCUUCCUGGCGCUGCUGAGGUUUCUGUAUUCUGAUGAAGUUCAGAUUGGUCCAGAAACGGUGAUGACCACCCUGUACACUGCCAAGAAGUACGCGGUGCCGGCCUUGGAAGCGCACUGUGUGGACUUCCUCACCAAGCACCUGCGGGCAGACAAUGCCUUCAUGCUGCUGACGCAGGCUCGAUUAUUUGAUGAACCUCAGCUCGCUAGUCUCUGCCUAGACACAAUAGACAAAAGCACAAUGGAUGCCAUAAGUGCAGAGGGCUUUACUGACAUUGACAUUGACACACUGUGUGCAGUUCUAGAAAGAGACACACUUAGCAUUCGAGAAAGUCGACUUUUUGGAGCUGUUGUGCGCUGGGCAGAAGCAGAGUGUCAGAGGCAACAACUGCCUGUGACUUUUGCAAACAAGCAGAAGGUUCUAGGAAAAGCACUUUCUUUAAUCCGGUUUCCACUGAUGACAAUUGAGGAGUUUGCAGCAGGCCCUGCCCAGUCUGGGAUUCUGUCGGAUCGUGAAGUGGUGAACCUCUUUCUGCACUUCACUGUCAACCCUAAACCCCGCGUGGAGUACACCGACCGGCCCCGGUGCUGCCUCAGGGGCAAGGAGUGCUGCAUCAACCGGUUCCAGCAAGUCGAGAGCCGCUGGGGCUACAGUGGGACCAGCGACCGCAUCAGGUUCACGGUGAACAGAAGAAUCUCCAUCGUCGGCUUUGGCUUGUACGGGUCUAUCCAUGGUCCCACGGAUUAUCAAGUCAAUAUCCAGAUCAUCGAAUAUGAGAAAAAACAAACCCUGGGACAGAAUGAUACCGGCUUCAGUUGUGAUGGGACCGCCAACACAUUCAGGGUCAUGUUCAAGGAACCCAUCGAGAUCCUGCCCAACGUGUGCUACACAGCGUGCGCCACCCUCAAAGGCCCGGAUUCCCACUACGGCACCAAAGGAUUGAAGAAGGUGGUCCAUGAGAGCGCCACGGCCAGCAAGACUGUCUUCCUCUUCUUCAGCUCCCCUGGCAAUAACAACGGCACCUCCAUCGAAGAUGGACAGAUCCCGGAAAUCAUAUUUUACACCUAACCUAGCACUACACGACGGCUUAGCUCCCACUACUGCAGUCUAGUCUCAAAGGCAUAAAUUAACGGGCCACCAAAAAAAAAAGUUUGAGUAUUUAUAAUUGUAAGUUUGAAAAAAAAUUUUUUUUUUUUAGUUUCUCAAAGGAAAUAGAAAAAUGUUCAUUUCAAUCUCUGCAUGAUUUAAAGGCAGAUUUUCCAAUUUCUUACACUUUUGGAGGCAGGAACUUGGAUUUAAUUAUCUACAAAGCUGUUUCCACUGCACCCUGUGCACCCAGGCCAACCGACCCAGUCAUUCUGUAGUUCUGGAAUUGAGAGUCUUGUUUCCUAUAGCUGGUUGGCUUUCUGUCUUUAUUUUAACCUUUUGGAAAGGGUUAGAUGAGAUGGGUCAGUAUACCUACAGAGUCCCCUGUCAGCUCUACUAACUUGCAAAAAAAUCAAGAAAACUGACUUUAUAUUGGGGUUUCGAAAAUGUCUGGUGGCUAGCAUUUGUGGCAAUGCUAAAAAAAAAAAAAAAUAGACCUAAUAAAUGCUGGAGAAAAUUGUCCAUGCA
Molecule: messenger RNA, 2112 nt
Organism: Ochotona princeps (American pika)
Lineage: Eukaryota; Metazoa; Chordata; Mammalia; Lagomorpha; Ochotonidae
Gene: BTBD1
Product: BTB domain containing 1
Exons: 8
Coding region: 115-1566 (483 amino acids)
Biological process (GO): neurogenesis
Cellular component (GO): cytosol; P-body
Molecular function (GO): protein binding
Source: RefSeq, a predicted model, not a curated record